AUGACUGUUGUACUGGAUACGCAGCUCAACCUCAAAAAAUACAAGCCAAUAAAGGUAUCUGCGGAGCCAAAUGGGUUUGAAUCACAUAACAGUCUUCUCAGCUCAACUCUGACAAACGAUUCUAAUAAAUAUGAGGGACUGGUUGAGGAAACACAGGAGCUUCUGGACGCUCGGAAGUCGCUUGUCCACGAUCUCAAGUUAAGUAGAGAUCAGGCCCAUGAUCCAAAGGUUUCUAUGGAGCCUCGCUCUAAAUUCGAGCCGAACAUCCGCGAGGACAAAUCGUUUCAAAUCUGCAGGAAACGAGCGGAGAAAGUGAAGGCCAUCAUCCAAAGCUACUACGACUUUAUCGAACUCUAUCAAAAUACAGUGCAUUACGAUGACAGCGAUCCUCAGACUCCGCUCUAUGAAGGAGUUGAGGGAGUAUUCAACCCUUUGCAAAUUAUACGAAACCGACGUAUCAGAAAGAAAUACAACGAAAAGCUCACGACCUUUCCUCUAGGAGACUACAAGCCACCCUCAAGAGUGUUUAGCAAGUACAACAGGCAGCAUCUCAUUUGGCAAGUAAACCUGAACGAGUAUUACAACGAUAUCACUUGGAGAGAAAAGCACUGGCAUGAAUUGAAGAGACCAAACGGAGAGCUCUGGUUUCCUAAGCUAGAUAGUGCAAAACAGACCCCACAGAAAAAUAGGCGGCUGAAAAGCCUUCAUGAGCAACUGUUUGUUGGAUUUGAUGGCGAGUUUCACAAGGAAGACGAUGACAGCUCCGGGGACGAUCGACGUCUCAGUUCGCUUGCUCGUGUGAACGAAAGCUCUGCGUCUCUUGCUCGACUAGAGCACUAUCGAUUGAACAGUUUAAAACGCACUCCUGGCCAUACUAGAUCCUUGAAGAGUGACGAGGAUUUUGAUACCCCUUCUUCGCGCAAUUCAAGUAUAGAUAAGCUGAGUUUUCUUUUUCAGGGUGGAAAAUCGAGCGAAUCGCUGUCCCCAUCGCAUCCGACGGAAAGUGAGGAAACAGGAAACUGCGAUGAUCUCGCGGAUCAAAAAAGGAUGGUCAAAGGCCUCCAAAGCAAGCUUGCUCUUGCAGAGUCGAGGAUCCGCAUCGCAGAUUAUCAUCGCGAGGACAUUAUUGCCUCUAAAGGCCGUGACAUCCAAAAGCAGCUCGAAUUAUUCGAGUCCACCCAAGCGCAAACUAGUCAGAUAUCGCAAUCGCUGCAAACGACCAUUAACAAGGUUGACGCCAUUUUGGAUAGAUUCAAUCAAUUCAACAACGCCAAAUCGUACAAAAUUGAAGAAUUACUGGGUUAUUGUGACAGGACGAACGGUGAGAUUAAUACAUCAAUCACUUUGAGGAUAAGAAAUAUACAGGAGAAGAAAGAUCAGCUCUCAAACACUAACGAUGAAUGGUUGUUCCAGCUCGUGUACUCAUUCUUGGAGAACUUGAUUGUGUUGGCACUCUGGAUCGUUUGGAUCAUCGUCGAGUUUUGGAGACUCAUCAAGCGCAUCUUUUUAAUUUUGAUGAAACUUUUAAAAUUCAUAUUUCUAUAG
This is a messenger RNA of Ogataea parapolymorpha DL-1, 1545 nucleotides long. RefSeq lists its product as uncharacterized. Lineage: Eukaryota; Fungi; Ascomycota; Pichiomycetes; Pichiales; Pichiaceae. The record is from RefSeq and is a predicted model, not a curated record. The transcript has a single exon. Bases 1 to 1545 code for a protein of 514 amino acids.